GUCACAAGAUAGUGGCAUAGCAGAAAUGGAGGAGCUUCCAGUCCCACACAACAUCAAAAUUAGUAAUAUCACCUGUGAUUCUUUCAAGAUUUCAUGGGAAAUGGAUGCAAAAUCAAAGGAUCGGAUUACACACUAUUUCAUUGACCUGAACAAGAAAGAGAAUAAAAAUUCCAACAAAUUUAAACACAAGGAUGUUCCCACCAAAUUGGUGGCCAAAGCCGUCCCGUUACCCAUGACCGUGCGUGGACACUGGUUCCUGAGCCCAAGGACCGAGUACACGGUUGCCGUGCAGACAGCCUCAAAGCAGGUGGACGGAGAUUAUGUUGUGUCCGAGUGGAGUGAAAUCAUUGAAUUCUGCACUGCAGAUUAUUCAAAAGUUCACUUAACACAACUCUUGGAAAAGGCUGAAGUGAUCGCAGGACGUAUGCUUAAAUUCACUGUUUUUUAUCGUAAUCAGCACAAAGACUACUUUGACUACAUCCGGGAGCAGCACGGGGGCGCCAUGCAGCCGUCGGUCAAGGACAACAGCGGCAGCCACGGCUCCCCCAUCAGCGGGAAGCUCGAGGGCAUCUUCUUCAGCUGCAGCACCGAGUUCAACACGGGCAAACCGCCGCAGGACUCCCCCUACGGCAGGUACCGCUUCGAGGUGGCGGCCGAGAGACUCUUUAACCCCGACACCAACCUGUACUUCGGGGACUUCUACUGCAUGUACACGGCCUACCACUACGUGAUCCUGGUGCUGGCGCCCGCGGGCUCGCCGGGCGACGAGUUCUGCAAGCAGCGGCUGCCGCAGCUCGACUCCCGGGAGAACAAGUUCCUGACGUGCACCGAGGAGGGCGGCGCGCUGGUCUACCACCACGCCCAGGACGUCAUCCUCGAGGUGAUCUACACCGACCCCGUGGCGCUGUCGCUGGGCAGCGUGGCCGAGAUCACCGGCCACCAGCUCAUGAGCCUGUCCACGGCCAACGCCAAGAAGGAUCCCAGCUGCAAGACGUGCAACAUCAGCGUGGGCCGCUAGGGCCGCCCGGCUCCCCGGCCCCCGCCCCCGCCCCGCCGUCCCACGAGCGCCCCCUCCCCGCCGCCCACCGUAGAAGAGCCGAGCUUCCUGGGGGCACCCGCUCUUGCCUAGAUGCUGCGAGGGCCCUCCGCAUCCUUUUUGCUGAACGUAACCAAGUGAAUCUCUAGGCAGCUUAGCGCAAUACACAGUAAUGGCUUUCGGUGUUGUCACAUAUGCAUUCCUUUAAUCUACUGAACCAGCCGGACGAGUCCAGCAGCAUGAGAGCUUGUCACUGCAGCAUGACUUGAGAAUCCUGAAGCCUAGAUUGUCAGCACUUCCACCGCGUUGUUCCAGUGUUAUUUAUGUUAUUUAUAUUAGCUAACAGGAAACAACUGCUGUGUUUCAACAUAAUAAAUAUAAUAGAAAAAUA
Molecule: messenger RNA, 1427 nt
Organism: Gracilinanus agilis (Agile Gracile Mouse Opossum)
Lineage: Eukaryota; Metazoa; Chordata; Mammalia; Didelphimorphia; Didelphidae
Gene: PHYHIPL
Product: phytanoyl-CoA 2-hydroxylase interacting protein like
Exons: 4
Coding region: 26-1018 (330 amino acids)
Cellular component (GO): cytoplasm
Molecular function (GO): protein binding
Source: RefSeq, a predicted model, not a curated record